Fraxinus pennsylvanica is the source of this 2274-nucleotide messenger RNA. NCBI's taxonomy places the organism in Eukaryota, Viridiplantae, Streptophyta, Magnoliopsida, Lamiales, Oleaceae. The record is from the annotation of a GenBank genome assembly.
AUGGUAACUGGUAGUGAAAAUAAAGUUACAGAAAUAUUUUCUGGUGACAAUGCCCGGGAGUCUACUGAAGCUAUGGAAUUGGUUGGGAGAAUGCUGGAUGGUAAUUUUGAUAUGGAAAAGGAAGGGGAAGAUUUUAAGAAUUUUGGAAAUGAUACCAAUAGUGACAGGGUCGAGGAUCUGAAUCGACGGUUGGGCGUGACUGGGGGGUCAAUGUCUACAAAUGGAGUUGGUAUGGAAGGAACUGUGGUUAACAAGGGUUUCGAUGAGGGGAAUCCAGAAUCUCUUGGAGAAGAAGCUGGUCUAAAUGCAAAGCAAAAUGUGCUUAGUAACGGACAGGUGUCAAAUGGAACAUCAGAAAACGUGGUGGGGAUUCAUGUUAAGCCUGGCUUGCUGAUACCUAAAAGACGCAGAGAAGAAUGCGUAACCGAAAAUGAAGGUGAAUAUUACGUUUCAGAUCUAGUGUGGGGUAAGAUUAGGAGCCAUCCAUGGUGGCCUGGGCAGAUAUGUGAACCUUCGGCAGCUUCUGAGGGAUUGAUGAAGUAUUUUAAGAAAGACAGCUAUUUGGUAUCAUAUUUUGGGGGUCUGAAGUUGGCAUGGAAUGAAGCAUCAAAAGUAAGGCCAUUUCAGAUGUACUUCUCUCAAAUGGAGAAACGUAGCAAAACUGAAGCUUUUUGUCAUGCUGUGAAUUGUGCCUCAGACGAGUUUGCUAGACGGGUUCAGCUUGGCUUAUCAUGUCCAUGCUUACCGCAGGUAGUGAACGACGAGAUAGAAUCCAAGGUUGCUGCAAAUGUUGGUAUCAAAAAGGGAUGGAGUAGAAGAGAUGGCAGGGAUGGUUUUUCCAGUACGGUCUCGUUUUUGCCUGCAGAAGUUGUUCAGCACCUGAAGUCAUUGGCUGAAGCCCCGCUUUCUAGAACUGAUAGAUUGGAGUUUGUGAUGAUAAAAGCUCAGUUACUGGCCUUCAAUCAGUGGAAGCAUAAAAAUGAGAUUCCGUUUCUCAAAGAGCUUGGUGGAUUGUUCAAUCAUGAUGUUCAUAUUACUGAACAUGGUGGCGGAAGGCAUUCUCUGGAAGUAUGGGAAGGAUUUUUUCCAGGUUCCAAUGGUACCGAUCUAGUUCCAUCUAAAAUGGAAAAAUCAAUUCCUCGAGAUGGUUCUUCUUGGAAGAGUAAGUACCUCUCAGGUAGUGAUAAGCGCCCCCUCAAAAGGGAAAGACGCGUGUCAGACCCAAUGUCCUUUAGCAGCCCAACUUUACUAAAUGGUCAGAAAAACAAGAUGGUUUUAUCUGGUAAAAAAUGUGAAACUAUUGAUUUUCAAUCAGGUGAUUCCAAAGUGAAAAGAAGAAAGAGUCUCUUGUUGUCAAGUCCCCAUGGUAAGACAUCUUCACAGACUGAAACGUAUUUUAGAGACAGAGAACCCAUACACAGGGCUCUCAAGUAUGGCGAUAGAAGUUCUAAUCAAGCCCCAGCUAGAAGUGGUGAAAAACUGGCAACUGCUGAUCUUCGCAUUCCUACCCGUGGUUACAGGAUAUCUCACGGAGAGAGAACGGUUCCAGCUGAGCACCGUCCUCCAAAUGAGAUUUACUCAAAGUUGUGCUUGGCUGCAAUAGAUCCAACUAAAGGGUAUGACUUCUUAAGUUCAAUAGUUAGUUUGCUUUGUGAAUUCCGGAAUUCAAUUUGCCUGGGAAAAAACAAAGCAAGAAAGCACAAAAGGCAUGCUGAGAAGCACGAGGAAGAACAAACGUCCAUCUCGGGGACUACAGAUACAUUUGGAUUGGUAGGUACAGAAGACUCGUAUUGGAAGGACAUAAUUGUUCAGAACAUCUCCGAAGAUAGGGUGCUAUUUGAACCCGAGAUCCCUACCAAUAAGAAUGCCUCUGUGGCUGAACCAGAAGCUGUUGUAGGUAUGCAAGCAAGCACAGACAAUAAACAAGAAAGAGAUGUCAUUCUGGAUAAGGAAACGGAUAAUCCAUCUUGUCUCGUGGACGAGAAACCCAAGGAGUAUUCUCCAAUGGCACUGAUCCUUACCUUUACGAAUUUAGAAUCUAUUCCUUCAAUAAUCAAUCUGAAUGAGAUAUUUAGCCGUUAUGGACCUCUGAACGAGUCGGAGACUGAAGUAUUGAGCAAAAGCAAGCGUGCAAAAGUGUUCUUCAAGAGACGAGCAGAUGCUGAAACUGUUUUUAACAAUAGAGGGCUAUUUGGUAUUUUUGGAUCAACACUUGUCAGUUACCGCCUUAAGUAUUACCGUAAACUGGCUGAAGCUCCUACAACCUCAAAGUAG